This is a messenger RNA of Magallana angulata, 3654 nucleotides long. RefSeq lists its product as uncharacterized. NCBI's taxonomy places the organism in Eukaryota, Metazoa, Mollusca, Bivalvia, Ostreida, Ostreidae. The transcript is spliced from 5 exons. The record is from RefSeq and is a predicted model, not a curated record. Bases 399 to 2687 code for a protein of 762 amino acids. Gene Ontology annotation, cellular component: membrane.
CUGUUUUGCCCGAGCAUCAGGCAAUCAAAUAAUCUUUAAGAAACAAGUCUUAUCACCGCCAGCAUCUCUCUCUUUUAAUCUCCGCACAUACUCUGCGUGUAGAGUUAUCCCCAUACUACAGACUGAUAAAACAAUCUAAGCCCCACGUAUAAACACUGCGCUUCUUCCACGACCCCGCCAAAUGAAUGGAUCGAGCUUACCCUCGGAGGAUGUGAAAAUAUGCUACAGGAUUUGAAUGUCAGCAUGUCUGCCUGUGUUGGUUCCCGAAUUGUGUCUAAUGUGUACAAAGAUGGAUAAAUUGGACAUACUCCCCACUUUAUCUGGUCUCGUUCAGAUUGCAAGCUGAUUGCCAUCAUAAGAGUGCACGGCUAGUUGAGUAAUUUAAAAAACGUUUCAGGAUGGCACCCAUAUCCAGUGUAGUACUUUUAGUUUUCUCGAUAACGACUACAGUGUCUGGACAACUCACCACCAAUUUCAACUUGACAGCCGACAUGGAUCCGUUAGAAGAAUCCAUCCUCACUUCCAUCUUACGAAGCGUCGACGAAAAAUUUGAAUCCCUAAGUACCCGAAUAAACACGAUGGAACGGGGAUUGAAUACUUUACAGUAUUACAACUUAAGGCAAUUCAGAACGGUCAACACCCAUCUUCACACAGUGGAUAAUUUAUUACAGAACCUCGGCACUCGUCUAGAGCAACAAGACAUUGGGAACGGGGAGCUAGCCACGUCGCUGUUGCUAAUAAAGCGAGAAGUCAAGAACGCCGCCAUGAUGAAUCAAGAGUCGUUUGACAAAAUGGCCGAACGAAUGGGGAGUAUGUCCCAUGAGCUUGGAAUGAAGGUUGCAUUAGUUGAAAAGUCUAUAAUCAAGGCCAUGAAUGAUACAGCGAUCCAGCAAGACGAAGUAGCUAGUGUUCUUCGAGAGAUUGUCGUCUCUGAACGAGACAGAACGAAGCAGAUUUGUUCGGAAUCUCUGGCCAAAGUGCAGACCAGGAUCGACGAUUUGGAGAACAUGACGAUUAACAAAAUAGCGAACUUUGAGAAUGCGACGAUGAGUGUGAUAAGCAAUAUGAAUGUGACAAUCGAUCCCGUGAACGUUGAUAUAAAUGCAACCGCAAGGAGGUUGCUAGAAGAGAGACUACAAGAGUUUAAUGAUAACGUUUUGGAUUCGAUACGAUUCUACAGACACACUGGUGAUCUGGUGGAACGCAUUGUCGGAGCGACGGAAUCUGUAGCAGACGAUCAGGUCAAAUUGCGCGAAGACAUCAAACAUUUCCUGGAACUGCAGGUAAAUCUGACGAUUGGAUACGUACAGAAUGCUGAAAGACAAGACGACAUCAGUAACGUGAUACCUAAUGAUGUUAAUGACAUUAUUGUUGAGAAGUCGACUAAGAAUUGUGAAAUAACUUCGGCAGUAAUGGAAGAAAUUCAACUCAUGUACAGAAACGGAUCCCAGGUGUUAGAUGUGAUCGCUGAAAUGACAAGAUCGUCUCAGAAUGAACUAAAAACCACGAUACAACAGCUUAAUAACGAAGUGUUCAAACUCCAGGAAAUAAGGAGCGAAGAAGAGACUCCGCAUCCGGAAAUGCUUAGUGGACAAAUUGAUUUCCAUUUGGAGGAGAUUUCGAACAACACGAGGGCGGUGUUUCAUAUCGUAGAAGCCAUUGCAUCCAACACUGGUUGGAUUCCCUACAUCUUUUCCAACUUACAGUUUCUUGAGAAUCAAAUCAACCAGACUUUGGUUACGGCGAAAAUGGCCUUCCGGUCAGCCUCGCUUCAGAAUUCCAAAACCCCUUACACUCUCAAGGACCAAGGUUACCAAAAUGGUCCACAUCUGUCAGACGAUCCCAAUCUUAUGUCUAGCACUCCAAGAAAUCAAGACACGAAGACCUUCUCUGAGAAGGAUGUAGAAUCUGCUGAAGGUUGGCUGAGUCUCAACCAGACGAUGGAGCUACAGACUCGGUUUGAAUUCGUGUACGAGACGAACAAAAGAGUCAAUCGUAUACUUCCAGCUUUGACUCGACUUCUAGGAGAGCCAGAAACACGCCAGUCUCACGAGCCCUUUGUUGUAAUGGUGGACGGAAGCAGUGAGUAUGAAGGUCGAGUCGAAAUCUACCAGAAAGGCCGCUGGGGGUCGCUUUGUAAACCCUUGAGUCAUGUCGAGGCUUCUUACAUAUGUCGUCACCUUGGAUACCUCGGCGGAAUUGCGUCAGAGCCCGGAUAUUUCGGGGAAGGAAGCGGAGUGUUCUGGAAAAUGAAUUUUACCUGUUUGUUGUCAAGACAAUGCUCCAUAGCUAGACCUGUUUUAGAUUCCAGUUUAUGUGAUCAUAAAUACGACGCAGGCGUGAUUUGUGAUAAUAUGAUUCGACUAUGGUUCGAGUCCAAGGAUGACUUGAAGGUAAAAAGAAAUACAGGCUUUCUUGAGAUCCACCACCGCGAGGAGUGGAUCCCAGUCUGCAGUGAUAACUGGACCGAAAACAACAGCAAGGUGGUGUGUCAACAGCUAGGCUACAACGGCGGUAUGGCCACGCCCCCUACCGAAGAGGUCAUGACCUAUCAUCCGGACACGUCCGUUUUCUAUUCGAAUAUUACUUGUACCGGAAGUGAGAAGAGAUUGACAGCGUGCGAGUCUGCGCUGAAGGUGAAUGGCUGUUCCUCUAAACUCCCUGUGUUCAUUCAAUGUAUACAAUGAAAUUAAGGUUAAAGGUUACAUGGUUAUACUUUUUUUAAAAUCAUAAGAGGCAUGUCCAGUGACAGGCAUAAGCACUUCUCUGCAACUUGUCUACAGUAUUAAUUUUACAAAUACCAUUUGUGAUGUUAUUUAAACCAAUAUGGUUGUAUUUUAAAACUUCCUUGUUGGGGAAAAGUUCAUACAUUUUUUUUAAAGUUGUUUUUCUUCUUUUUUGUUGUUUGUGAAAUUUUUAUGCAGUAAAAGAUCGCAAGCAUAAUGCUUAUUCUUUUGCAAAAUCGUAAUGCAUUGUAAGCACUGGCCUCUGGAUUAUAAUGAUUAUUAAUACUUGGUGUUAUAUUGGCAUGAGUAAUCAACUACAUGUACAUUGUACUGAGCUCGAUAUAAAAGAUCCGUUUGUAAUUCGUCAAUAUUUGUAAUAUAUAUUCAAGUACGUUUGUAUAAUUAAACGUACAUAUAUUAUUGACAAAGAUUUGGAUAUUAGACAAGUGAAUGUGAAAUGAUGGGACAAUUGAUAAAGCAGUCGACACUUACUCAAAAGAACCUUAGCGAUUAGUGUUUGUGUUGAAAAUGUUUUUUUUUACAUCAAAACUUUCAAUCGGCCCUGUUAGUUAGACAUUCGUCUCGAAAAAUAUUUGACUUGUAUUGUUUGAUGUUUUUCAUUAUUUUGUUUAUGGAGAAAAAAGGUGGAGCUAACUGCCAGAAUGUAUGGGGUUUACAAGUAAUACAGUCAUGCAUUUUUCUCUAAAAGUUUACAGUUUGAUUAAGUUAGAUUAAUUGUUGGAGAUAUUCUAGAAUCACAAUCAUGAUAUUCAUACACACAUACUUUGAUUUUAUAAAUUAAUUUUGUUAAUUAGGUAUUAUUUAUAAGAAAAGUGAAACAUUCUAGACUUUAUCUUGUUUGUCUGUCUUGACACUUGUGUUUGAACAUCAAAAUUAAAAUUCCUAAAAUACAAAUUUUCAAGCUAAA